Messenger RNA from Synchiropus splendidus (mandarinfish), 3268 nucleotides. Its product is annotated as sorting nexin-1-like. Gene Ontology annotation, cellular component: endosome membrane; endosome. Bases 17 to 1579 code for a protein of 520 amino acids. The transcript is spliced from 15 exons. Lineage: Eukaryota; Metazoa; Chordata; Actinopteri; Syngnathiformes; Callionymidae. Gene Ontology annotation, molecular function: phosphatidylinositol binding. Gene Ontology annotation, biological process: early endosome to Golgi transport; intracellular protein transport. The record is from RefSeq and is a predicted model, not a curated record.
UUUAACAACACGGAAGAUGGCGGCUAGUGCUGAUCGGAAUCCUCCUCCGUUCCCCGAGGCAGAUGAGCCAGAGGCGGGACUGCUCGGCCCAACGGACGCAGACAGUGACGAGGGGGAGGACAUCUUCGUCAAUACGGUAACGAGAAACCCACCAUCCAUGAUGUCUCAGGUUGAACGUACAGGUCAAGACCCCCCUGACCUGUUUAGUGAGGAGGCCACCACCACUACACCAGCUAAAUCCAAUGGUGUUCAGUCCGAUGAUGAUGAUUUGUUUGCUGAGGCAAGUGCAGAGUUGAGCACAGAGAAUCUCAACACUUCUUCACGGAAGGAAGUAUCUGCUUCCUCAGGUCCGCGUUCUGUAGCCUCUUUUGUCCAGAGUCCUGUUGCGACCACCACCUCGUUGGAGCAGUUAGAGGAAGAAGAAGACAAGGAUAAGUUCGAUGUGGACGUUGCCGUGACCAACCCAGAGAAAGUUGGUGAUGGGAUGAAUGCGUACGUGGCUUACAAAGUGUCUACUAGGACUUCCCUUGCCAUGUUCAAGAAUAAGACCUUCUCUGUCAGGAGACGUUUCAGUGACUUCUUGGGUCUCUAUGAGAAGCUCUCAGUCAAACAGUCGCUCCACGGCUGCAUCAUUCCAUUGCCACCAGAGAAAAGUGUUGUAGGUAUGACCAAAGUUAAAGUGGGUAUGGACGAUCCAUCCUCAGUAGAGUUUGUGGAGAGAAGGAGAGCAGCUCUGGAGAGGUACCUUCAGAGAGUGGUGUCUCAUCCUGUUCUGUUACAAGAUCCGGAUGUCAGAGACUUUUUGGAGAGAGAAGAGUUGCCACGUGCCGUGAACACACAAGCGCUAAGCGGAGCAGGCUUUCUCAAAAUGAUUACAAAGGCUUCAGACGCUGUCAACAAAAUGACGAUUAAGAUGAAUGAGUCUGAUACAUGGUUUGAGGACAAAUACCAGGAGGUGGAAAACGAGGAGCAGCAGCUGAGGAAGCUGCAUGCUGUCGUUGAUUCUCUUGUGAAUCACAGAAAGGAGUUGUGUGGGAACACUGCAAUUUUUGCAAAAAGCAUGGCAAUGUUGGGCAACUCUGAGGACAACACGGCACUUUCCAGGGCCCUGUCCCAGCUGGCAGAGGUGGAGGACAAAAUGGAGCAGCUUCACCAAGAGCAAGCAGCCAGUGACUUCUUCAUAUUCGCUGAGGUGCUAGCUGACUACAUCCGUUUGCUUGGUGCUGUGCGGGGGUGCUUUGACCAGCGGAUCCGAGCAUGGCAGCGAUGGCAAGAGGCGCAGAGCACACUUCAGAAGAAAAGAGAGGCAGAGGCCAAACUGCUGUGGGCUAACAAACCAGAUAAACUGCAGCAAGCCAAAGAGGAGAUCACUGAGUGGGAGGCCAAAGUUACUCAAUAUGAAAGAGAUUUUGACCGAAUUGGAAUGACCGUUCGCAAGGAGGUUCUCAGGUUUGAGAAAGAGAAAGCCAAGGACUUCAAAACCCAGAUAAUCAAGUAUUUGGACUCCAUGCUUCAGUCUCAGCAGCGGCUGAUCAAGUUCUGGGAAGCCUUUCUUCCUGAGGCAAAAGCAAUAGUUUAGCCAAGACGAAGACUUUUAAGGACCUCGACUGCCUUGUUAAAACACUUUACCUCUUGACCAUGAGCCGCAAGAGGGUCAUUUUCAAUACACAACAAAACUUCCAUCCAUGUUUAUUUCCUCUAGUGUUUUUCUACAUAGUGUUUACUAACGUUGUAAAAUUAUGAUAAUACCCAGCCUCGUUUGUACUUUUCUGCAUAAUACUUUGUUUUCAAAACUCAAAAAUACGAGUUUGACAGUAUUAACAAAGCCUGCUCUCAAUUACAGAUCUAUUUAACGCACUUGUGUUACAGAGUCAGCAUCAAGCCAGGUACUGACUAACAGCUAUUUUGUUGUGACUUAGAUUGUUGGAGAAAUGUUAAUCAUUCCAAUUUGCAUCAUUGCAUCAGAGUGAAUGUUUGGAUGCACUUGAAAGAAUUGAUAGUUGAAGUGUUUGUAUUUUUAAUAACCACUACUGUUGAAAUUAGGUCAUUUAUGAGUUUUUUUUUGCUCACAGACAUGUUUGGUUCAAAGUACUGGUGAAGAACAUAAUAAUAAUAUCAAAAAUAAGCCACCCAGUUGAACUUUACUGGUAUUUUCAAUAAAAAUGAAUUUGUUAUAAGCAUGCUAAAUAGAGUCAUCAUCCAUAAUAGUCUUAAGUGCUUAUAUUUUUGUGACUGAACCUGGGGUCCAAUGGAUGCAAAUAUACGAUGCCUCAGAGAUUGUUUACUUCACAUGUAAAGUGACUUUUUUUAUAUUUUAGUACACAAGAUGGCCUGGAACUCAAAAUUUGAACCCUCUGAGGAAUGUUCGAUUUACGAAUGCAAGACAUUAAAGUUACAUUGCUUCAUAUUUUCCUACUUCAGGUUAAGUGUAGCUUUUCUGUCAUGUCAUACUUACAAAUAUGCUUUAUUUUUGUAAGUAUCCUUCAUUAGCUUACUCAUUUUACUUGGUAUUGAACACUGUUUGGUGCUCAGAAAUAAAUAUGACUGGUUUAAAUGUAGAUGCUUAUGUGUGUUUGUUUAGGUUUUUUUUUAACUUGAAUUUGUUAUUAGAGAAUUUGUUUCCUUCAUUUUGAUGGUACCAAGCAAGAGUAUUCAUACUACUGCUUUCCUGUCCAUUCAGUCCAAAACUCAAAGUUCAUUAUGCACUUCAGCCGGUCUCCAUCCACCAGUGCUGUCGUACCAGAUUGGAGAUGUUAAAACACCUGCAAUUGUAUGUUUAUGCAGAUAGAAGAGGUGUUUAUGUAAAUACCUCAGGUACCAUGUCUAUCUGUUAUCUUCCACUCUGAGGAUGCACUGCAAAGGCAACAAACUCUGUAAAGUUAUCCAGGUUUCGCUCUCACCUGAGGUCUCCACCUGGGAAAUUCAAGCCAAGCCAUGAUAUGUUCAUUCUCCUGUGUGCUCUGGACCUCUCGGGCAGCCUCUUUAGAGGUGAACAUGCCUUGUCUUCCUCACCACGGUCAUCGCCAGAUGUCACUGUAACUGGCUCUCCUUGGGCUCAGUUGCACUUUGACUUCUGCCUUUAUCAGAUCGCUUUGAUUUUCAUUACAUCUCAAAUACGUACUCCGUAUCAUGGUCCAAAAAAACGAUGCAGAAAUUGAAAGAUAACUAAAUAAUGUGCAAAUGUUUAUUUGGAUGGGGUGUGCCCAGUCAUAGGUGGGUGACCCAUCCACUUGUUGCUGUUAGACUCAUUGGCCUCAGGAUGCCAAUA